GCGGUGGACAUGUUUGAGGUGGUAGCGGCUUCGAUGAGGGCGAGGAGGGAGAUGCUGGCGGAAGAUGGAGAGAUCCCUCCUCCUUCUCCUACCUGGAUCCCUCCCCUCGGAGCUAGCAGGAGGACCUGGGCCAACGUGUACAAGAACAAGAGCAACAUCGACUACUGUGUGGCCGAAUUCCACUAUCUGUCGAACAGGAUCAAGUGCAUAAACUCGCUCACCGGAGGUCCAUUCUUGCAGUGAGAGGGAUCAAGGAUUCAUAUGGAUUCCUGUUGAUGCGAUCGUGAACGGGCCUCCAACUACGUCAGAGUGGAGCUUGAAACGUCUGUUUAAUACUAUUUGAAACUGAGAUGAUGUAAUGAAGCACAUGUUGCAA
Molecule: messenger RNA, 376 nt
Organism: Guillardia theta CCMP2712
Lineage: Eukaryota; Cryptophyceae; Pyrenomonadales; Geminigeraceae
Exons: 2
Coding region: 10-243 (77 amino acids)
Source: RefSeq, a predicted model, not a curated record